AUUGUAUAUAGUGAUGGACCUGAUGGACCUCUUCGUAUUCUGUGGCAGUGGCCUCAAUUUCUGAUCGAAGAGCGUCUUUAAUGGAGGUCAGAGGCUGCGGCAGGGACCUCUGCUGAGUUGCUUCUGCUCUCUACUGAGCGAUUUCAACAGAGGAAGAACAUGGGUCAGGGGCUGAGUUGCAGUGCGAGUCAUGAGAAUGGAUUGUUUAGUGCUGUCCAGUGCGGAGAUUUGGAAAUCGUUCAAGUUUUGCUGAAGAACGAACCGUCUCUGUUGCAUAAUACCACUCUCUAUGAUCGUCAAUCUCCGCUUCAUAUUGCCGCUGCUAAUGGCCAGAUCGAGAUCCUCUCUUUGCUUUUGGAACGAUUUUCCAAUCCGGAUUUGUUGAAUCGUCACAAGCAGACUCCGCUCAUGUUGGCAGCAAUGCAUGGAAAGAUCUCCUGUGUGAAGAAGCUCCUUGAAGUUGGAGCAAAUAUUUUAAAGUUUGACUCCCUUCACGGGCGGACUUGCUUGCAUUAUGCUGCUCAUUAUGGCCAUUUUGAUUGCUUAGAAGCCAUUCUUUCUGCUGCUCAAUCAAGCCCUGUUUCUGCUUCCUGGGGAUUUGUACGAUUUGUGAAUAUUAGAGAUGGUAAGGGAGCAACCCCUUUGCAUUUGGCAGCUCGUCAAAGACGACCUGAAUGCAUUCAUAUUCUGUUGGAUAAUGGAGGUCUUGUUAGUGCUUCAACUGGUGGCUAUGGAUGCCAAGGAAGCACACCCCUUCAUUUAGCAGCUCGUGGAGGGUCCUUGGAUUGCAUCAGGGAGUUGUUGGCUUGGGGGGCCGAUCGCCUUCAGAGAGAUUCCACUGGGAGAAUUCCUUAUGUAAUUGCUAUGAAGCACAGACAUGGAACCUGUGCAGCCUUGCUGAAUCCUUCAUCCACUGAGCCACUUGUUUGGCCAUCGCCCUUGAAGUUUAUUAAUGAGCUUCAUCAAGAAGCAAAGGCUUUAUUAGAACAGGCAUUAAUGGAGGCCAACAGGGAGAGGGAGAAGAGCAUCUUGAAGGCAACUCCUGAUACAGUGGUUGACAAUUUGUCUGAGAUCAGUGAUGGAGAUACAGAGCUAUGCACCAUUUGCUUUGAACAAGCUCCCACAAUUGAAGUUCAAAGCUGUGGCCAUGUCAUGUGUGCUCAAUGCACCCUUUCCCUUUGCUGCCACAGCAAGCCAAAUCCGACCACAGCCUGCGUAACGCCCCCAGUUUGCCCGUUUUGCCGAAGCAACAUUAUUCGUUUGGUCGUCGCCAAGACGAAAACAAUGGAGGAAGUUGAUGAUCAUGAAACUAAUAGCUCAUCCAAGCAGAGAAAGGGAAGGAAGGGUGUGAACUUGAGUGAGGGUGAUAGUAGCAGCUUGAAAGGGUUGUCGUCGAUGACUGCUUUCGGGAAGAUGAACGGUGGCCGUGGCUCUGGACGGAUAGCUGCCGCAGACGAUGAUCAAUCAGUUGAUAAGCUUGGUUAGUAGGUGAAAAUGGCAAAUCAUACCAUCUUUUUGAUCAAUCAAGCUCCCUUUUACCCUUUCUCGCAUUGCAUAAAGAUCAAAGUAUUCAAUGACUUGAAUUUGGUGUUGGGUCCCAUCAAUAAAUAAUAUAAGAAGGAAAAAAUAAUAAAUAAAUAAAUAAAGUCCAUGUUUUCUUAUAGGAUUGGGGAAAAGGAGAGAUAUUAAGCAAAGAAGUUGGUGGUGAGUAUUGUCUUUGUGGGUCAAGUUUUUGUAAUUUGAUUUCUUUAUUUAUUUUAUUUAUUUAAAAGAGUGAAAAA
This is a messenger RNA of Cucurbita pepo subsp. pepo (vegetable marrow), 1781 nucleotides long. Its product is annotated as putative E3 ubiquitin-protein ligase XBAT31. The record is from RefSeq and is a predicted model, not a curated record. NCBI's taxonomy places the organism in Eukaryota, Viridiplantae, Streptophyta, Magnoliopsida, Cucurbitales, Cucurbitaceae. Gene Ontology annotation, molecular function: protein binding.